CUCUGCUCCCUUUUAUCACUCGCCAAGAUGAGCUACGGAUCUGACUUCAAUUCCGCCUCUUCCUACAGAAAGAUUUUCGGGGAGUCUCCCCGUUACUCCAGCUCUCCAUCCCGGAUGAGCAAUGCCUCCUCACGCAGCGGCGGUUACCGGUCCCACUCUCAGUCCCGGAGCAUCGGCUCUAACCUGGGCUCCUCUUUCCACCAGAAGAGGUCCUCUGGCCGGUCCUACUCGCAGAUGCCCAUGCCGAUGGAGAACUUGGAUUUCGCCCAGAGCACGGUGCUCAACAACGAGUUCAAAAUCAUCCGCACCAACGAGAAGGAGCAGAUGAUGGGGCUCAAUGACCGCUUUGCCAUGUUCAUCGACAAGGUGCGCAACUUGGAACAGCAGAACAAGGUGCUCGAGACCGAGCUGGUGACCCUGCGUCAGAGGCAGACCGAGCCCUCGCGCCUGGCCGACCUGUACCAGCAGGAGAUCCGCGAGCUGCGCUCCCAGCUCGACGAGGUGAACGGCGAGAAGUCCCAGAUCCUCAUCGAGCGUGACAACAUCGAGGAGGACCUGCAGAAGCUCCGCGGCAAAUACGAGGACGAGUACCGCAUGCGCGAGGAAGCCGAGCAGACCCUCAAGGCGUUCAAGAAGGACGUGGAUGACGCCACCAUGGUGCGUCUGGACCUGGAGAAGAAGGUAGAAUCCCUCCUCGACGAGAUCAACUUCAUGAGGAAGGUGCACGAGGAGGAGGUGACCGAGCUCAUGAAUAUGAUCCAAGCCGCCCAGGUGUCCGUGGAGAUGGAGGUCUCCAAACCUGACCUCACCUCUGCCCUGAAGGAGAUCCGAGGCCAGUACGAGUCCAUGGCCUCCAAGAACCUCCAGUCCGCCGAGGAGUGGUACAAGUCGAAGUUCGUCGACCUCAAUGAUCAGGCCACCCGUAGCCAGGAGGCGAUGCGCGCCAGCCGGGAGGAACUCAACGAGUUCAGGAGGCAGCUCCAGUCCAAGACCAUCGAGAUCGAGAGCCUGAGGGGAACCAACGAGUCCCUGGAAAGGCAGCUCCACGAGAUGGAGGAGAGGCACAACCAGGAGAUUGGCCAGUACCAGGACAACAUGGCGGAGCUGGACAAUGACCUGAGGACCACUAAGAGCGAGAUGGCUCGUCACCUGCGGGAGUACCAAGACCUGCUGAAUGUCAAGAUGGCGCUGGAUAUUGAAAUCGCUGCAUACAGGAAGCUGCUGGAAGGGGAGGAGACCCGCAUCAGCACAGGCAUCACCUACUCCAGCCCCAGCAUGAACAUGAGCUCCUCCGGCAUGAGGUCCUCCGAGAUGAGGUCCUUCGGCAUGAGGUCCUCCGAGAUGAGGUCCUCCAACAUGAGGUCCUCUGACAUGACCUCCUCCGGCGACGCCGACUUGCCCAGCAUGGGCAGCUACAACCAGACCAUCAGGCACACCACCAGCUCUGGAGGCUCCAAGAAGGACCAGGGCAAAGACCAGGAGGAUGGGCAGAGCAAGUCUGGCAAGGGGUCCAGCGACGGAGACCAGAAGGAGUCCAGCGACGCCAACCCCACCAACCAGAAAAACUAGACUCUCCCCUUCCCUUAGGUUUAACCUUACACCUUCCAUCCCCUCCCUCCUAUUCCCCAUCCCCCUCCCCCCUCCACAGGGGUAUUCUCAGAGAGGAAUCAGUUAUAGUUUAGACUCUACUACUACUACUGUGUAACCUACCACUAUCCAACAACCAACCACUGUACUUCUCGCCACUCUUCUCUCUCUAUUCUUCUCUCUCACUUUGACAAUAACAAAGUAGUUACAGACACACUUCUGGCACUAUCAGGAGACACAUACGUUAUUGUGGUGAUAGGAACAUACAGUUCAGUACAAUACUCUAACAGUUUACUCUCACUUUGGCCUCGCGCUAUUGUAUGGCACUAGUCUGGUUUAACCAGACUGAAUGCUGCACACACUAGAAACAACAGUGAAACACAGCUAAAUCAGUUUGGACGCCAGGCUAGUAUGGCACUGAGCUGUGAUAGAUGUCAUUCAGUUCAAGAAAUAAUCAUGCACUACUGCCACCGGCUAUGAUAAUAUUCUCUAUACACAUUCCAUGGGGGGAGGGAUGUGUGUGUGCGAGUUUGUAUUUGUGCACGGAAACAAAAAUCCAAAACAUAUCAGCUUGUUAACUGUUGUUAAUAUAUCUACUACACCCACCUAAUACAAUAUGAAUGAAAGCACUUGUAUGGUACGGAGGUGAGAGCUAGAGAUCGAUUAAGUUGUUAAAGGAGCACACAGUUAUUCAAAAAUGUAUCUGUGAUCUUGCUGAGCCAUUUUUGCCUUAUUAAAUCUACAAUGCAGAUAAUA
Coregonus clupeaformis (lake whitefish) is the source of this 2343-nucleotide messenger RNA. It is a transcript of the gene inab, whose product is annotated as internexin neuronal intermediate filament protein, alpha b. The record is from RefSeq and is a predicted model, not a curated record. NCBI's taxonomy places the organism in Eukaryota, Metazoa, Chordata, Actinopteri, Salmoniformes, Salmonidae. Gene Ontology annotation, biological process: intermediate filament organization. The transcript has 3 exons. The coding region runs from base 28 to 1569 and encodes 513 amino acids. Gene Ontology annotation, molecular function: structural constituent of postsynaptic intermediate filament cytoskeleton. Gene Ontology annotation, cellular component: postsynaptic intermediate filament cytoskeleton; intermediate filament; cytoplasm.